GCUUCGGUCUCCUAGUCCCUCCGGCAGGGGCAUCUACAGUUUACCAGUUCAGUGAGAAUUCUUUCAGUGGUUGUAUACGCAUGUGUAUAAACACCCUCCCCCCCCCACCUCAUCCCCUUUUUACAAACAAGCCGUAGUAUAUACUGUUGCACAUGUGUUUUCUGGCUCUAGCUUCUUUAUCUUGGGUGAUAGCCCCAUAUCAGUAUAUACAUAUCUGUGGAGGCUUCUCUGGUAUGGUCAGCUGGGAAGAAGAUCCUGGGGCAGGGGAGAAUGCUGCUCAUAGAGGGGGUGAAGCCUCUAAGGGGCCCAUGGGUGGGCUUUAGGGGGUCCUGGAGCCUUCUGCUUGUGUGUGUAAAAUUGUGGAUACGAAGGAAUCUUUGUGGAAAGAGGGACUGUGUCUCUCCAAGGGGCCUGUGGCCCAGAAGAGGCAAAUGCCACAGCUCUGGGUUGCAUGGGAUUUUCACAGAGCAGGAGGCCGGGGGCGAACUCACCAGAGGGCAGAGCCCCUUGGCUCUUAGCCCCCGCUGGGGCUGCCGUGGACCAAGUUGAGGGGGAUGGGGCCCAGCUGCCAGCCCUGAUAUCCUCUUGGAAGAUGACUGGGGCUUUCCGGCUCCCAAAGGAGCAUCCCUCUGCCUGCAGCCAGGGUGGCCCUGACUCUGAAAAUGGAGCGCCAGGCCUUCCUAGGAUCAGAGCUGGGAGGCCCUUAGAGUCGCUGGAUCUAUGGAAGAAUCGAGGUACAGAGAGGCCAGGGGAUAAGUCCAAGGUCUCCCAACCAGGGAAAGCAGAGGCCGUUCCCGCCUGUGAUAUUAACUUCAGCGUUCCUUCCCCUGCCAGAGAGGCAUGAGAGGCCCUCUGGAUGAGGUGAGGACGCUUGUUGCUGCUUGUCUCUUAGGGUGAGGGUGAGGAAGAGAGGAUGCACAGAGCAGAGGCCACAGCUCAGGUGGGGGUGUCCUCAUCGCACCUCACUGCACCCUGCAACAUCACCUCCCGCGGGCUGAAUCCUCCCAUAAAGCUGCAUCAGCCGGCCAGGAGUUCUGAACACACAGCAAGGACGCGGCGCUAAGAGGCUGCACUACAGGAUGUGGCCACUAGAGGGCAGCAGGCAAGCCACUGCGGCGGCUCCGGAGCCGCAGAAAGUUCUCAGGCUGGGCGAGGAGAGGAGGGAAGAAGGGGCCACGUGGGCAGAGGCCUGCCUGGCAGAGGUCCGGACACCGCAGUCAGGGAGAGUGUCUACCUCACUCUCAGAAUCAGUGAGAUCUGUUCUGAGGUGCUCAGCUGAGACAAAAAGCAAACAAGACAUUUCAUGAUAAGAGUAUCGUUAUUUAUUGAGGGCUUACUUUAUGCCAGGCACUGUGUUAACCAAUUAGUCCUGACAACAGCCUUGUUACAAUUGUCCCCAUUCUUUGGGUGAGAAAACAGAGGCCCAGAGAGAUUAAGAAACCUGGCCGCCAAUGGGGCUCAUGCCAGAGCCCAUGUCCCAGGCAUGAGGUCGUUAUUCUACGCCUGGCAUUGACUCAAUGCUUGGAUUCUUACAGUCACUACUAUGGCUAUACCCACUUUAUGGGUAGGGACACUGAGGCCCAGAAAAAGCUAGUGAAUCCCGGUCCACACACCUGCUACGUGAUAAUCCAGAUGGGUGUGAUUCCGUGGCUUGAGCUCUGAGCUCUGGAUUACAGUUCUCUGAUGUAGACGCAUUUUUCACUUCCACCGUGUGCCCUUAUCUGUGCCCUAAUCUGACGGUGGCUGACAUUGAAUCCUGCUGGGAGUUCAUCAACUCCCCUGCCUUCCAACAGAGGUUACAGAUUCUGGGCUCCUGUGUCUAGGGUUUGUCUGGAUUGUGACUAACCAGGGGUGGAGGAAGGCCCUGCUCAAAGCCCAGGGAGGGGCCGUGGGGCUCACAGUCUGGCUUGGAGGACAAGGGCGUUGGAGAGUUCCUUGCAGUGGCCAGGGCUCCCCUGGGAACAGUGGGACCUGGCCCUGGGGCCUCUGGUUUCCAGGGCAGAUGCCUCCAGCAUACCAAGGAAGCUUGGCCAGCCCUGAGCCCAGUUCUGCCAGGCUGGCAGGAGAGCAGGGGCCUUUCUAGGAGGGUCUGACUUUCUUCAUCUUCCUGUUCCCAUGCCCUAGCUUUGCCCUUCUGGGAGACAGGGGAAUGGCCUGGGGCUGGGACUUUGAACGCAUUCCCCUUGUUGGUGCUAUACCUGCGACACUGAGUCCCCCUUUCUUAGGGAUUUGUAGCGUCGGGAUGUUUCAGUUACUUCUGAUUUAUUAGCCAAGGUAGCAGUUGCUAAUCCUGGCCUUAAGUUUCUCUGGGGUGGAGUGGGGGGGGGGAAGUUAUGAGGGGAGAAACCUAAAUGGUCCCCUCUACGGGUGACCUCUCCUUCUGGUGCCAGAAUCUUAGAGUUAAGUGAAAUCUCUUCAAGACGUCUGUUUCCUGCCUCGGUGGGGAUCCCAGGGGAUUAAUGUCAUGGGUCAGGGAGGAGGAUUCGAGCGUGGGCUCCAGGGAGUAGUGCCUGGGCUAGAAUCCUGGCUUUGCUCCUUACUCGGAGUGUAAGCUUGGGAAAGUCACUUAACCUUGCAGAGCCCCCGCUUCCUGAUCUGUAAAAUGGGGAUAUGGCAACGUCGACCACACAGGGUUGGCGUGAAGGCGUGAGGAGCAUUUGUCUGGAAUAAACAUCGUGAAUGCCCAGGAAGUGCUUGCCUUCAUGCUUUCUCCCCUCCGUGAUUCCUAGAACAGAGCCCGGACCAUGCUGGAUAUCUGGCAGAUCUUCACGGGUUAAGAGCAAAGGGAGGGCCACCUAAUGCAAUGGCAUUGCAACUGCAGACCCUUAAAUAACUUAAAACUCGUACCAAGCAGGGGCGCCUGGGCGGCUCAGUCGGUUAAGCCUCUGACUUUGGCUCGGGUCACGAUCUCACCAUGUGUGAGUUCGGGGCCCGCAUCGGGCUCGCUGCUGUCAGCACGGAGCCUGCUUCAGAUCCUCUGUCCCCCUCUCUCCCUGUCCCCCCUCUCUCUGCCCCUCCCCUGCUUGCACACACUCUCUUUCUCAAAAAUAAGUUUAAAAAAGACGUUAAAAAAAUAUUACGAGCACUGUUAUUAAUGGUAUUCCCUACCUGUUCUUUAAAGGCAUUUGUCUUGGGGCACUCAGGCAGGGUGGGCCUGCAUUUUGUAGGAGGAUCUAAUUUAACGCAGAGAGGCAGUUCUGCUGGGCACCUCACCCAACCUUGUUGAUGGAGUCAGCAUUCUCUACCGCCGCCUCCGGGGAGUGAGGCGGGCGGGGGGGUGGGGGGAUGGGGUGUGGUCAGGGGUGUGGUUUUUCUCUGAUCACAUUGGGGGUUCGCAAGAAUCUAGACUGUAUUCUUCUCCUAUUUACUGCCACCUGGUGACGCGGUACUAUUCCCUGUAUGUACUAAGUACCCCCAGAGCCUCAGAUGGCCCACUGUCACCUCAGCCCAGCUUCUGUGCCCCUCCCUGAGGCACCCAGACUCUUUAGGUCUGUUUCUACUCCGCUAAGCUGAUGGUAAAGGGUUCAAAGCAGUGGCUUAAGAGUCUGACACAGGGGGAUUCGAGUCUCUGCUACUCCUUAUUUGCCCAUGCCCAUUUGCUUAGUUUUUGAGCCUGAGUUUCUCCAUCUAAACAAUGGGAGUGAAGACCCUGCCCUCCCAAAGGGGGCUGUAAGGAACCGCAUGGUGUUCAGAGUUGGCCGAGCCAGGCAGCACGGCAGGUUUGGGACGUGAGGAUCCGCGAACCCCUCCCCCAAAGGAGUCAUGCCAAAUAGCGGGAUGUGGGCAGAAUAUUCACAAGGCACAAGUUCACCCCCUCAGCCACGAGCCAGUAGAUCAACAAGACCAGACGGCGAAGGGAAGGAACAUGCCGUAAGUCUUACGGAUCGUCUGUACCCUUCUUAUGCCCCGUCUCUCUUGCCGAUUCACAAGUGGGCUGGGGACAUUAAUCGAAUGCAUGUUUGAAGGCCAAGUGCGUGGAAGCUGGAGGAACAAGGUCAAAUCUCCUCAGAGGGAAAGAGCGAGGGCUUUGGGAACCUGCUAGAUGUGCGUUGAGCCAGGCACGCGAGCUCAGGGGGGGUGACUCCACCUCUCUGUGCCUCAGCCUUCUCCAGUGUGAAACGGAGCUAAGAAUUGGCUUCCACGGGAAGUUCCUGUGAGGAAUAAACGCGCAGAUGCAGGUCAAAGGCUUGGCACUUAGGAAGUACUCCAAAGAUGCUAACCGAAACAACGCUCGCCACGGUGUUGAUGUUUUAACUUAGAAUCCGCGAGCAGCGUCAAGGUCAGGGAUGCUCCCUGGUCCACUUCUGCUUUGAGUUGUAGGUAGCCGCUCUCCUCUCCGCUGUGGCUGGAAGAAGAACCUCCCUCCCCGGCUGUCCCUUCCGUGCGGCCCUCGGCGUCUGGGCUGUCUAGACAGAGCUGCCAUUUCCACCGGGAGGUCUGAGAACCCCUCCCCUACCUCUCUCUCUCUGCAGUCUGCUGGCCACAGGGCAUCUGCACAGGCUGGGACCGCCGGCUAGGCCAGGAGCCCCGGCAGCUGUGGACUCCCUAGCUCGGAGCAGCCCCUCUUUGACCCCGCAUGGUGGAGAAGCAGCCCCAUGAAGGUGCCCAGCCAUGCAAUGUUCCUGGAAGGCUGUCCUCCUCCUUGCCCUGGCCUCAAUCGCCAUCCAGUACACGGCCAUCCGCACCUUCACCGCCAAGUCCUUCCACACCUGCCCGGGGCUGGCAGAGGCAGGGCUGGCCGAGCGGCUGUGCGAGGAGGGCCCCACCUUUGCCUACAACCUCUCCCGCAAGACCCACAUCCUCAUUCUGGCCACCACGCGCAGCGGCUCCUCCUUCGUGGGCCAGCUCUUCAACCAGCACCUGGACGUCUUCUACCUGUUCGAGCCCCUCUACCACGUGCAGAACACGCUCAUCCCCCGCUUUACCCAGGGCAAGAGCCCCGCGGACCGGCGGGUCAUGCUGGGCGCCAGCCGCGACCUCCUGAGGAGCCUCUAUGACUGUGACCUCUACUUCCUGGAGAACUACAUCAAGCCGCCGCCCGUCAACCACACCACCGACAGGAUCUUCCGCCGCGGGGCCAGCAGGGUGCUGUGCUCUCGCCCCGUGUGCGACCCGCCGGGCUCCGCCGACCUGGUGCUGGAGGAGGGGGACUGCGUGCGCAAGUGCGGCGUGCUGAACUUGACUGUGGCCGCCGAGGCCUGUCGGGAGCGCAGCCACGUGGCCAUCAAGACCGUGCGGGUGCCCGAGGUCAACGACCUUCGGGCCCUGGUUGAGGACCCCCGGUUGAACCUCAAGGUCAUCCAGUUGGUCCGGGACCCGCGUGGCAUUCUGGCCUCCCGCAGCGAGACCUUCCGCGACACGUACCGGCUCUGGCGCCUCUGGUACGGCACCGGGAGGAAGCCCUACAACCUGGACGUGACGCAGCUGACCACGGUGUGCGAGGACUUCUCCAACUCCGUGUCCACCGGCCUCACGCGGCCCGCGUGGCUCAAGGGCAAGUACAUGUUGGUGCGCUACGAGGACCUGGCCAGGAACCCCAUGAAGAAGACCGAGGAGAUCUACGGCUUCCUGGGGAUCCCCUUGGACAGCCACGUGGCCCGCUGGAUCCAGAACAACACGCGGGGCGACCCCACCUUGGGCAAGCACAAAUACGGCACCGUGCGAAACUCGGCGGCCACGGCCGAGAAGUGGCGCUUCCGCCUCUCCUACGACAUCGUGGCCUUUGCCCAGAACGCCUGCCAGCGGGUGCUGGCGCAGCUGGGCUACAAGAUGGCCACGUCGGAGGAGGAGCUCAAGAACCCCUCCAUCAGUCUGGUGGAGGAGCGGGACUUCCGCCCUUUCUCGUGACGAGGGCGCCGUGGGUGGGGGUGAGGGGCACGUGGUGUCGGUUUUGAUAAAAUGGACCGUUUCUAACUGUUGCCUUAUUUCCCCCUCCCGCCCCCACCCUGCCUUUGUGUCUGUCCUUCCUGUCCCCUGCCCACCCUCCACUUCCUUCUGCCCCCUUUUCGUCUCUGAAAUUUGCACUAUGUCUUGGACAGGAAUCACUGGGGCAGAGGGGACGUGAAGUGGGGUGAGCCCCCACCCCGCCCCAUUCAGACACACGGAUGCUGGGUCUCUGCGUGGAUGGUGACAAUGUUUACAAGCACCACACUCACACAUUCACAUGUGCGCGCGUGCGCACGUGCGCGCGCGCACACACACACACACACACACACGGGCGCCCACGAGGAGAGAUACGUGCCCCAAACCACAGAACUUCGGAAGCUUCUCCAACGGACGAGUGGUCAGGGUAUGGUAGUUUUUGAACUGUCUUACUUCCACAAGGUAAGAGGUUAAAAACAAAAAAGGCCACCUCUCUCUAACUUAUGAAUGGUGUCUAAUCCCUCCCCACCCUGCUGCCUGCCCCCAAUGCCCGCUGCCCCCCUUGGAGCAGAGAAACUGCCCCCUCCUGCCCGCCCUUGCCUGUCGGUGAGCAGGUUUUUACUGUGAGGUGAAUGUGGACCUUGUUUAUUAUUUUCCAGUCUGUGGCGAUGCUGUCUGUCUGUCUGUCUGAGUCUCGUGGCUGCCCCUGGACCAGUGACGGCUGAUAAAUCUUAGGGGUUUCAGAUUGAUCUUGGGGUCCAUCAGUGAUAUUUCUUUGUGCCAAAAAGAAAAAAAAAAAGAGUGGGUCAGUUUGCUAAAUGAACAUUGAAAUGCUUUAUCUGUGUUUUCUGUAAAUAAAAGUGUGCA
Messenger RNA from Panthera uncia (snow leopard), 6729 nucleotides. RefSeq names its product carbohydrate sulfotransferase 1 (gene CHST1). Gene Ontology annotation, molecular function: keratan sulfotransferase activity; N-acetylglucosamine 6-O-sulfotransferase activity. Gene Ontology annotation, biological process: N-acetylglucosamine metabolic process; keratan sulfate proteoglycan metabolic process; carbohydrate metabolic process. The transcript has 3 exons. Lineage: Eukaryota; Metazoa; Chordata; Mammalia; Carnivora; Felidae. The record is from RefSeq and is a predicted model, not a curated record. Gene Ontology annotation, cellular component: Golgi membrane. The coding region runs from base 4612 to 5847 and encodes 411 amino acids.